Messenger RNA from Mercurialis annua (annual mercury), 1980 nucleotides. RefSeq names its product UDP-glucuronate 4-epimerase 2-like. The coding region runs from base 411 to 1652 and encodes 413 amino acids. The record is from RefSeq and is a predicted model, not a curated record. Lineage: Eukaryota; Viridiplantae; Streptophyta; Magnoliopsida; Malpighiales; Euphorbiaceae. The transcript has a single exon.
CAGUAAAAACCAACUAGAUUCUCUCCUCUCUAUCUUCUUCUUCUUCUUCAAAUUCAUUUCCAUUGAAUCUAAUCUGCCCUUCAACCUUUUUCUUCUUCUCUCAAACUCUCAUUCAAUUUUCUCUCUCUAUCUUAUCACAUAAAAAUAAAGCACAACCCAAAUUACAAAACAUUAAAAAAAAUUAAUUCAAACAAAAAAAAUCCAAAAUUUAAACCUCAGAUAACAACAAUUUAAUCCAUCAGUAUUACUCCCCAACUACAAUACCCAUAUGAAAGCUCCAUUUCUCACCCCAAUUUUCCAUCCUUAAAGAUUGAAACUUUCCCAAGAAAAUUAUAUAAAGAUUAAAACUUUCCCCGAGAAAAUUAUAUCAAGAUUGGAACUUUCGGAGAAAAUUUGUAUUUCUUUUCUUGAUGGAUAAAUCCUUAAAUCGAUUUCGUUACCAUUUUUCAAUCACAAAACUUAUAUUCUGGACCUGCAUUUUCUUGGGUCUAAUUCUCCUCUUCUUUAUCCACUCUCCCCAUUUGGAUAAUAAUAAUAAACACAGUAAUAACGGCCGGCGAUUUCUAACCGAUUCCGAUUGGCAAUUAGUUAUAAAAUCUGCAACACCCAGAUUACGUACCGGCGGUAUCAAAGUUCUGGUCACCGGCGCGGCGGGUUUCGUUGGAACCCAUGUCUGUGGAGCAUUACGGCGGCGGGGGGACGGCGUGGUUGGCCUGGAUAACUUCAAUGCUUAUUAUGAUCCUUCUUUGAAACAAGCCCGACGCGCUCUUUUGGAGCGUUCAGGUGUGUAUGUUGUUGAGGGUGAUAUUAAUGAUUCUAAAUUGUUGAAGAAAUUAUUUGAAUCAGUUGAGUUUACUCAUGUAAUGCACUUGGCUGCUCAGGCUGGGGUUCGGUAUGCAAUGAAAAAUCCUGGUUCUUAUGUUCAUAGUAAUAUUGCUGGCUUUGUUUCUUUACUUGAAGUUUGUAAGUCCGUGAAUCCACAGCCUGCAAUUGUAUGGGCAUCUUCUAGUUCAGUCUAUGGACUCAAUACUAAGGUACCCUUUUCGGAAAAGGAUCGAACGGAUCAGCCUUCGAGUCUUUAUGCUGCUACGAAGAAGGCGGGUGAGGAGAUUGCUCAUACUUAUAAUCAUAUCUAUGGUUUGUCCAUCACUGGCUUGAGAUUCUUCACUGUUUAUGGUCCUUGGGGUAGGCCUGAUAUGGCUUACUUCUUUUUUACGAAGGAUAUUUUGAAAGGGAAGGCGAUAACCGUGUUUGAAGGGCCGAAUCAUUUCACUGUGGCGAGAGAUUUUACUUACAUUGAUGAUAUAGUGAAGGGUUGUUUAGGUGCGUUGGAUACUGCUAAGAAGAGUACCGGGAGUGGUGGGGUUAAAAAAGGUCCUGCUCAAUUGAGAGUGUUUAAUCUCGGAAAUACUUCGCCUGUUCCCGUUAGUAAGCUUGUUAGUAUACUUGAGAAGUUGCUGAAGGUUAAGGCUAAGAAGGUUGUGCUGCAAAUGCCUGCAAAUGGGGAUGUGUUGUUUACUCAUGCGAAUAUUAGUUUGGCGCAGAAGGAGCUUGGUUAUAAGCCUACCACUGAUUUGCAAUCGGGGUUGAAGAAAUUUGUGCGGUGGUAUCUGGAUUACUACACACGAUCAGGGAAGAGGAAUUCUGUGUAAAUGCUGCUGCAUUUUGUGAAUAUGCGGUAGGAUCAUGCGAAUAUAUAUUGAUUUGAUUCUUGCGAUAUCUGUCCAUUAGCUAUAUACUACUUGUGAAAUAGGUCAAUUCUUGAACCACCAUAUAUGAAUUUUAUGGCUGGUAUGCAUGCUUUUGGAGAAUUCCUGAAGUGUUACUUGAACUUUACUCCUUGUUUUACCCAUUGUUCUUUAUUCUUCAUUAUUUUUAAGUAGAAUGCUAGUGGUAGUUAGGAAUUUACCGUGAUGAACUGAAUCAAUGUUAUUGUCUAUUGGAAUUAUAAAUGAAUAUCUUACUUUUUGGGUGCUUCAA